Molecule: messenger RNA, 39869 nt
Organism: Lymnaea stagnalis (great pond snail)
Lineage: Eukaryota; Metazoa; Mollusca; Gastropoda; Lymnaeidae
Source: the annotation of a GenBank genome assembly
CUGUCUAUAUGAAAUAACAUUAAGAUGGCGGAUUUCACCGUCUUUCUCAGAUGACGCUUUCUCUAAUAUUCUAUUAUUCAUGCUGUCUAAAUUUUUCUCUGAAUACUGAAUGUAUCGUCGCUAAGUAACAUAAUUUAAAAAAAAAUUCAAUAUUAAUUUUAAAACUUUGUUAACUUAAAAGGAUAUAUUCAUCAUUUAUUUCAAAGGUAAUUCAAGUUCUGUUAGUUAGUGACUAUGACUAUGUCACUAUGACUAAGUUAGUGUCAGUUAGUACUGAACUGUACUGUUUGUGUUAAUUUGUUGUCAGUACUGUACUUGGUGUACUGUUAUUAACCCUCUGGAGACGUAGCCUUUUCGGGGUGUAUGUGCCAAAAAUACGGAGGUCUUUUAACAAGCUCGGCACUCGCAUUGCAAAAAAAAAUUUAUAAGAAAGACACUAUUCCCUUAAUAAUUAAUAUAUAAUAUAUAUAAAAACUAUACUAUAUUAUAUAUAUUAUUAAUUAUUAUUAUAUAUUCAUGUAGGAAAUUGAAUGGACUAAUACAAUCUCUAUGAAUCAAACUGAAAUAUCAAAAUGUAUGCAAAUGAGCUACCUUAAUUUGCUUAGUUUAUGUGUGUAAUUUUUUGUUACACCUAGACUAAACAUGACUUACUUGUAUUGUAUCAAUUAUGUGAGUGUGAAUUUUUUGAUGGAUGAAGCCUGAAUAAGUCCUAACACUUAUGUUUUUGGGAGACAAGGCCCAUGGAGGCCCUUCAUAUACAUCUGGCACAUUGUUCUACUCUUUUUCAACCCCCCUCCCUAUUUUUCAGUUGUUACAGACACACUAUAACAGGCCCCCAUUUAUGACCUAGGGACCUUCUCUUAGGCUGGAUGUUACUGAGAAAGUUGUUUGCAUAUCUAUUGGUCUCUCUCAUAAACAUUUGAGUGAUAUUUAGUGUAAAAAAAUAGCAUACAUAAAGUACUAAAAUGUGGUGCUUAUGCCUUAUUUAUAGGACUUAUGUUGUCUAAAAAUUCAGAGGGGUCAUCUCUGUCCAUUUGAGGACCCCUAAUACUAGUAAUACUAGACCAAAAGUUCACAACAUUAGCAUUUCCCUCAAUUUUAAAGUCUUCAUUAAUUUCCUGGUUGUUUUUAUCAGUUUCACUGUCAAAUUCACUGCUAGAAUAUCAAAAUCACUAAGCACAGUUUGAUCAGAGUCACUGUCAGACAUGUUCGAAUUUCACGAUGUACCUACACACACAAAAAAAAUUCCUGCACACAAAUAAAUUGAGUUCACCUUCAACGAACGCCGCCAUUACAAUGCCGGGAUGUGCAGGAAUACGUAAGAAUAAUUUUGAUUCGCUGGUACAACGCCAAGCCAUCCAAUCGUGAGGCUCGAUUUAUCGGGCUGAUAGUUCGGACUUAACGUCUUUCUCGCUAGUCAACAUUGGGCUGAUAGAUCGGCCCUUACGUCUCCAGAGGGUUAAUAACUCAGAUCACUGUUUAUGUUAUGAUUUUAAUAUUCAUUGUCAUUACUAAGACCUGAUAAUGAUAGGAUUACUAACCUACUCAGCCAUGAUUAUGAAUUAUAAAUUAUGAUUUACUUAUCUCUAGCCUUAGCCUAGUCUAGUAAUUAACUUUAAGUAGGCAGUAAAUAUUGACUACGAGUGCCACUAUUUUCUCAAUGCCCGCCAUCUUGGUUAACACGUCAUGUGAAUUCAUCUAUCCCUAUGCCUAACCUGAACCCUAAAUCGAUCCCUAUGCCUAACCUGAAACCCUAAAUCGAUCCCUAUGCCUAACCUGAACCCUAAAUCGAUCCCUAAAAUAAUUUAGUAAAAAUAAACAAUGGGAAGUCACUUCCUGGAAAAUAAGUCGUGGCAAUCGUAACUAGGAUUAGCCAUAAUCAUAAACUAAAUCACAUGGCAUUUUUGGCUGCAGGGCUGGCAAUGUCUUCCACAGUAUAUAGACAUGGGGGGGGGGGCCCUUCCCCCCCCCCCCCCCCCAAUUGAUGGGAUAAAAUUUUUUAGACAAAAAUAGACACAAAAUUUAUUAAAGUAAAGAGAAAAUAAAGAGAAAGUAACUAAGCUGAUGUCCUGUCCGUUUGUUCACCAUACAAAUACGCUACAGUAAAUUAAAACUAUAUUAAAACAUUACUAAAAAUUUAAUCUAUUUUUUUUGCCCCCCCCCUAGAAAGUUUUCUGCGGGCGCCCAUGUAUAUAGACAUAGGUCAUGGAGGGUCCUCAAGUCAAUUGCCGGCCAUAAUCAUAAUUGUUUUUUUUUUCAAAACAUUUUGAAAUUCAGCUCUGUAUUUAUUUGGAAAGUUUUUUUAUCAUUUUUUAAAUUUUUGUCUUGAAAGUGAAAGAGUGGGGAGCGGGGGCCGAAAAUAAAACGUCAAAUUUAGCAAAAAAAAUAAAAAUGAAAAAGAAAAAAAAAACCUGUUGGAUCCUUUAAAAUUAACGGCUAAAAUGCAAUGCCGGUGAUGUCUUCCACCACAGUAGUCUAUAUAGGAAUGGAGGUUCUCCAGGUCAACUGCCAGCCUAUGUUCCGUUUUUUUAAGUAUAAAUAUUUCAAAAUUUAGCUCUGUAUUUGAUACGUGUUUUUUUCUUCUCAUUUUUAAGUUCUGGUUUCCCUUCCCAUGAAAUUAUUUUAUUUCUUAUUUUUGUAUUGAAAUUAGGGGAUGGUUCUACCCUCUCCAGAAAAAUUAUGUUGAAAUGUCCCAUUAAAUUGCGACAUUAUAAUUAUAUAAAUGAGUGGAAAACAUGUAUUUCAUUUUCAACCAAUCAGAAAACAACACUUUUAACCAUGGUGUGUCUUUUUUCUGGUGUUAAUCUUGGGUUAUCAGCAAGGAUGAGUUUCUCUUCAUUUCUUUUGAAACUUUGUAAGUUGAAUUUUAAUAAAAAACCAAAUGGAAAAUUUCAUUUUAACUUAUUUCAUAUUAACUGUAUCAAUAGUUUAUGGUUUUGACACAUACAACGCUCAGUGAAGAACGGGAAAGUUAUCAUUAUCAUCGUUCAGGUAGUGUUGGUCCUAUCACCCUAAGACCAGUGUUGGGAUUCCCAAAAAUGACGUCACUGCACUUAGGUUGAGACACCUCUUGGCAAAACCCCCAAAUUAACAAUAUAAAACAAUAAUAAUAAUCCCCCCAAUUCCCCCAUUAUUCUGUUUACGACACUUAAAGUAUUAAAGUGAACUACCAAUUAAGUUAAGUUAGUGAACACUGAAUCUAUAAUUAAGUUUUAACUGCAAAAUAAAAAUAUUUUUCAAACUUUACAGAAUGCCUAGAAAACGUCAAAGAACUGAUACUAAGGAUGAAAGAGAUGAUUCUCCUGGACCAUCUCAGGUCAGAAGGAAAAGGAAAAUUCUUAAUUAUGAUCCAGUAAGUCACAAAAAAUUGGAUGGCAUUAUUUUAAAACCCAGCUAUUUUAAGUUGUGUUCCAUUUAAAACAUCCUGAUUCUAAUGUAGAAAAUAUUCAAAUAUGUUAUGAUACAAAUAUAACAGAAGUCUUUUAGAGAUAAACUUGCUGUCUCACCUUAUUUUUUUAUUGAUUUUUUUUAAAUAGUCCGAACAUCAGCAAGCCCAUCAUAUCAAAGAAUAAUAUUUGAAUAUAUUUGAUGUUGUUGUAUGCUAAUAGUCUGUACAUUUAUUGUCAUACAACCCACCAGAGCAAUAGUUUGGCACUAAUUAUUUUCAUAAGAAUUUUUUUUCUUUAUCUGAAUAUAUAUUUUUAAAUAUGUGAGUUCCAGUUCUUAUUUAUGCACUAUUUUAAAAUUAUUAUAAAUGCUAGUAUUAGAUUUUUAAAGAUCUUCUGACAUAAUAUUCUUUUAUUUUGUCCUAAAAUUAAAAAAAACUCUAGCAUGAAAUCAUCCAUGAGCUAUAUGACAGAAUUCGUAGCCACAAAUCUGAAGAUGGAAGACUUUUGUGUGAAGCUUUUAUAAGGGUGCCCAAGCGAAGAACUGCUGCUGAUUAUUAUGAUGUAGUUAGCACUCCUAUUGACCUUUUGAAAAUUCAGCAAAAAGUGAAGACUGAUAGUUAUGACUAUGUGGACCAACUUACUGCAGAUGUCAUGCUUAUGUUUAAUAAUGCAAAGGCUUAUUAUAAGGUAUAACAAUUUUUUUUUUAAACUAUUUUGAUUAAUAUGCCUAUUGUGAUGUUUAUUCUGCCACAUAUAUUAUACUUUAAUAAAUUUCAAAAAUAAACUUGGCUGUCUUUUGGAUGGAUUUUUAAAAAAAUGAACAUUUUUGGUCUCUCUUUGAUUGGCUAUUAGUCAUUAUGUUACUAUUAAUAAUUUAAUUGUCAGCAGUAGAAUUGAAGCAAUAGGCCUUGCAACAUUGGGAAAUACAGCCAUACUUGAUAUGUUAUUUUGUUGUGCUUUCAAAUUGAGUGUUUUAUAUUUAUUAUAUUAUUUCAUAUAAUUAAUCAUAUUUAUUAAUAUAAGCUAUUGUUUCUGUAAAGGUGAUUAAAUGUCAAUAAUUUAUUAUAAUUUAUUUGGGUGGGGGAGAUAAGAAUCAGGAAGAGUCCCAAUAAUUCCCAGACUCUUGACCCUGGCACAUGAGACAUUAUCAUCUAAUCAUCAUUAUGCAAAAAAACUGACACUUGUAAGUUGUGGAUGUUAAAUUAACAUGAGAUUGAGCCAGACAUGAGCAAUUAAUGAAUGUAUUGCAAAUAUCAAAGGCUAAGGACACUUCAUAAAAACAAACAUUAAGAUUAAGUAAUUAUUAAGAUUUUGAAUUUUCCUCAGUACAGUAACUUAUGAUGUUUAUGCAAUGAUGAAAUUGUAUAAACACUGAUGUCAUCAUAGGAAAAAAUAACAAGAGAUCAAAGUCCACAAAAUUACACAUAUCUGUGGUGGUACAAAUUUUUGUAAAAAUCCUAUUAAAAACAUCCAAGAUUAUAUUUAAAUGUUCUAGAUGUACUGAACAGGUAACAAUCUGAGUAGCAUUUUCUGAUAUCCAUAAGCCAAUUAAUGGGUGUAACCCUAGUUAGGUUAAUUUUUAAAGAUUUGUACAUCUGUAUAUCCUUAUAAAGAAAACAUCUCAAGAAUAUAAAGAUGCUUGUGAUUUGCUGGAGCUAUAUGAAGAGACUAGAGCAGAUUUAGUUGAAGCUGUAUUUGGUGUAGGUGACAAGAGUGAGAAGCUUGCGCGAAAAGUAUCUGUCGCUAAGGAUGUACCUGAAAUUUGUCCUGAAGAAAGCAAUGAGGUUUGUUUUACAAUAGUUAGUUUUGGUUAACCUUGUCACCCAAAUAAUGAUUUUGAGCUUAGUCGUUUGAAAAAAAUGCCAUUUUAAUCAUAAUUUUUGUUUAAAUUACAACAUAAUAAAUAAGAAGGCCAAACUUCAGUGAUAUAAAUUUAGCAGUUUAUUAGCUCAUUAAUAUGUUACUGUUAAAAAAAUUGUUUGGCAUAAUAUUAAAACCAACAAUUAUUUUAUCAUUAUUUAUUUCACAGUAUAUACUAAUAGAUAAGUCUUGUUUUGUUGUCUCCUUUAUAGAGUGAUAAUGAUGAAGAUGAUGACGAUGAGGAAGAUGAAGAAGAAGAUGCCAGAAAUAACGCCAACACCAGUAAAUCUAGAGAAAGGUCCCUAAGUAUGUCCGAAGAGUUAGCUGAUGACCUUGAACAAUUGUUUGCUGCUAUUGUCACAACUAAAGAUGGUGAUAGAGAUAUUAGCCAGGCUUUUCAACUUUUACCUCAGAGAUCAGUGAGUUGUAUAUUUUACUUCAUCUAUUGGAAAUGAACAAAUAAUUAGUUCAUUUAGAUUCAGGGUUAAAACUGCUUUAGUUUUGAACACUCACUUUUGAUAAAUUCACAGAGAUGCCAUUCAGAUGAUUUAGUCCUUGAUAAGACCAUGCUUGACGACAAAACUCUUGGAAACAGUGUAUUUCUUUAUUAAAACAAAUAUGUGUCACAAACCUGUCAUAUGCUCUGGCAUCUUUACUCUGGUUUUGGUAACACAAUUUAUACUUAUUCUGUUUAGUGUCAGGUUGUAGUGCAUGAUGUGAAAAGGUCAGGCUUUACAGCAACUGGAACAUCAAUGCAGACCUGCCAACCCUUCCGAUUUUGUCGGAAUUAUACAGAUUUUUUACCCCUCAUUCCGACCUUCCAACAAAUCCCUUAAAAUUCAGAUUUUUCGAACUUUAUCAUUUUUCACCCGUCAUAAAAAUCCGUAAGCGACAAAAAAAAAAAAAAAAAAAAUCUGGUACGACAGGAAGUGUUUCAUUUAUCUUUACGAAGUGUCUCCAUGUCCAGCGACUGGACGAAUAAGUGAAUAAGUUCUCGAGAUAUUCGUCUGGCUAGUGUUUAUUCGACCAAGUCACAUGACCACCGAAACAGAAUUGCGCGAGAUAUUUGUCCGUCAGCCUUGUCAUGUGACCGCUAAUUGUCGAUUAGAGUUUACGAUACUUCAUUUCAAUAAAUUCAAGAUAAUCUGGGCAUUUACCCGAAAAAGAAAUAUGUUCAAUUAUAAAAAAAGAAAUAUUAGAACCAUUGCUGGUAUAAAUAAUGAACAAUUGGUUAAAAAGUGACAAUGUUUUUUAUUAAGCAUGGCAUGCCCGCCGGAUGAAUAUCUCCCGCACUGUUUGUCCGGUCGCCUGAUGUGUAGAUACUGAUUUGUUUUUAUCGAAGCGAACCGCGAUCUCCAAAUCAUUCUUCAAUCAUCAAUUGAUCCGCGAUUCAUCCUUUUUACAAGGCUAAAAAAUAAUUACGACUUUUUUUUUUUGUUUACCAAUAUUUCUCUAGCCCUAGCCAACUCCGAUGGGUUUAAUUAAUGCCAGAGUCAAAGAAAUGUUUCGAGAAUCACAGUACAGAAUGCUAGAAGAUUGUAAAGAAAAAUUACAAUGAAACAAGGGCAAGCAUUAAAAUUUAUACUUUUUCUAACUUGCUUGUAACAAAAAUCAACUGCAAUGCUAACCGUCAGUUGUCCAAAGAGCUGUUGGACAAGUGGAAAAAGGCCACUAGGGCUAGGGAUAUGCUGGAAUACUUAACUCUUACUAAGAAUAAGAGUCUUAGCAGCCUGUGUGUGUGUACAUAUAUAAAUUAAAUGGAUCUUUUGUUCUGUACUGUAUAUAUCUGUAUAUAAACAUUUCUAGUAAUGUUUAACUCAUGUUCUGUGGUGUUCUAUGGACCCUUCAAAGACAAUGGAGGUAACUUUAUAUUUCUUUACUUACCAUACUAAAAAAGAUGUGUGCAUUAGUAUAUAGAUUUUAAACCAACCCCCCCCCCCGGGCGCCUCCCCUGGGGGGCAGCGGCCCCACUUCCCCCCCUGCGUGCAACCCCUCUACAGAUUUUUUUCUUGGCAGGUUGGCAGGUCUGUCAAUGAUGUUCUGUGUUCCCUAACCGUUCAUCAGUUGAUCAAUGCUGAUAUAGUCUUUUGCAUUGAAAUACAUAUGGUGUCCCAAAUGCACACUGCUUGUCUCCUUUAUUUUCAGUACCAGUAUCUGAAGCUUUCAGGAAACUCAAUAUGGCCUUGAAUCUGUCUUUGGUCAUAAAGGCCUUGCUUAUAGUACAUUAUAUAAGGAUUUCCUGGACCACAGUAUGAAACACGAGCAGCUUGAAUAAGUCCUACAUUCAUUAGAAGACCACUUAGAAGAUAAAACUCAUCUUUAGAGAUGUUAUAUUUUUUAAAGUAUCUUCUGCCCAUUGUCCUGAGAAUAUUUGCUUAAAAAUAAAUAUUUGCAACCAAACCUGUAAUAAAAUAAGGCUUGAAAAAGUCUAUUGGGUUUAAACAUCCCCUUUUGUAUCCUCUUUUGUUUUAACAUCAGGAAGCUGUAUGCUUUGGUACACUCCUGUUUAAAUUGCAUAUAUCCACUUGAAACCCCCCGCCCCCCCCCCCCCCCCCCCCCCCCGCCCCCCCCCCCCCCACACCCGUCAUUGUCAUCAUAAUCAUAUGGCCAUCUGCCCAUCAUAGAUUCUUUCAAAAUAUUUUUAAAAAUAUUUAUUAGUUUAGCUCAAAUAAAACAUGUACAAGUUAAUAAAAGGAUAGAAAAAUAGUCUGCCUAAAUUACUUGUAACUUUUCAUUGAUAAACUAAGGAACAACAAAAAUACCAUUUUAUAAGGCAUUGUUAUCUUUGAAAUUGGGCUAACUGAAACACAAUAAUUUAAAAAAUAAAUCUUAUUUUAAAUUAAAGCAAAUAAAUUAUGCAAUCUGGAACUUGAAUAAAACUAAUGAUCAUAAUAGGGCACAGGACUAUUAUGACUAAUGAGAAUGAAAAAUUUAAACAAACCUUACUUGUAGGCCUAUAUGAUGAUAUAAUUUUCAGUAUUCUCUGUAUCAGACUCUUUUAAAGUGCUUUAUUCAUCAGAAAUUUCUGAAGAAGAAUUAUUGUCCAUUUCAAGCUUAAGAUCAUAUCAGAUUCCAUAACAAUGAUUUAGUAUGUAGCAAUAGCGAACUAGGCUUGUGUGCAAAAUGUGUAUAAUACAGCAAAAACAAUUUAAUGAAUCGACACUUUGAUAUAUGAUUUCUUUAAGAAUUAAAAUUAUAAAUGAUUUUUAUGUAAAGCCAAAUAGAAAAUUAACAUUUCCAAAGUAGUAAAUCGUUAGUUUCGCAUUUUAAUAUCAAAUUUAUAUAUAUAUAUAAUGUGAGGUUUUUUUCAACGGUCAGAUAUGACAGAUUUUUCAAUCUCUCUUCUUUUGAGAGUUAAACAAUGCUAUUCUAUAUGCGCUUCAUUCUAUAUGAGGGAGGGGAAAAGUACAAUCAAAAUUAAGCAGAAUAGUGGGAUUGAUGGUUGCAUGCUCUCCAAGGUUCAUAUAAAUUAUGCAGCUUUUAAACAUGUUAUUGUGCAUUUUUUUGUCUAGAAAUAUCCUCAGUAUUAUGAAGUGAUUAAGCAGCCUAUUGACCUGAAGAAGAUUGCUACAAAGAUUCAGGAACUAAAAUAUACAAGUCUGGAUGCCCUGGAGAAAGAUCUCCUGCUCAUGGUCAAAAACGCUAAAACUUUCAAUGAGCCCAAGUCUCUUAUAUACAGGGUAAUUGUAAUAUUACUUAAAAUGAAACUAAUUUGACAUAAAUUAUAACAUAUAAAGGAAAAUUUUAUUUAAUCAUAAUGUCUGAUUCAUUCUCUUGAUAGGACGUUUGAACUAAAUAAUAAAUGUUUUAAAAUUAUUAAUAGUUGCUUUGAUUGUUGCAACUACAACAUUUUUUAGGAUGCUGUGACACUGAAGAGAGUUAUUACUGAGCGAAAGCGAGAACUUGAGUAUAAAAAAUCUGGACAGGUCAAGAUUAGUGAAAGACUGAGGUAAAUAGCUUAAUAUGUUCUAUCUCACUAGUGUCAUAAUAACAGAUUGUUUAAUUCAUUUCUGUUAGUCUGUUGUUACUAUUUAUUUUUUUAUCAUCAUCAUCAUCAUUCAGAUCCAGUGGCCAUUUGGUCAUGUGCCCUUCAUCUUGUAGCCAUGGUGAAGAAUUUAUCCACUUUCUGCAGCUGUUCUUUGUUUGUAUUGUACUUUGGGUGUUGAUGUAGUCUGGUGCUUUUGGUAGAUAGUUUAGGCAUAAGUCCUGAAGUGCUGGGCCUUGGAAGAGGUGAUGUGUUACUGUCAAAUUUGGAGGUCUGCAGAGGGGGCACAUCAUCUGUUUUAUGUGGUUAAGGUGGGAAUAAAGUUUGUGUCCUGUGCUCAUGUAAAAGAUUACAUCACCUGUUGUCUUUGGAGGAAAUUUAUUGGAUUUUUAGGGUCAAGACCGGGCAUUUGUGCAAAAACACAUCUUCCUGAUGAGCCAGUAGACCAUCCAUUUAGCCACUCUGAUAAUCUGCUUUUGAGUGUUGAGUGAUGUAGGUAUGUUUGGCUGUUCAUUGGAUUUUCCCUGUUCUGCCAGUUGUUCUGCUUUUUCAUUUCCUGGUAUAUUGUGGUGUUCUAGUAUCCAUUGUAAGGUUAGCCUAUUUGCAUAAGUUACGACUGAGGUGUUUAUUUUCAGAAGUAGUUAUUUUACUGUUGUGAGAUCAUGAUGCUCGGCUGCCUGAAGUAUUGUUUUGCAGUUGCAGAAGUUAACAACAUUUUUUUGUUUGCUGAAAUAAACUGAAUAUUGCAGAUAGUUGGUGUAACGCUGCUUCAAUAGCAUUUUACUUCUGCUUCAAAAUUACUUCAUAUUGCCCCACAGGGGUUGCAGAUUUCAUCACAUGAUCGGUCUGGGAACUUUAUUUGUACAUCAUAGCCUGAAUGUAGGGCUCUUGUGAAAGCUGAUCCAUCUGUGUACAUUUAGAAUUUAUCCUCUUGAUAGGAUGCAGCAAUCUUGAUUUUGUUAAUCAUUGUAAGAAAUCGGUUGGUAAAUUUCUUUUCUAUUAGGACUGUUUUGAAAUAAUCUUUUUAUAAAUAUUGGUUUGGGGGAUAGGACUUUAGAUAUAAUUAGCAUGUCUUCUCUGGCUAUUUGAAGUUUGUAUUUCUCUUCACUUUCAGUGGUCUAAUGUAGUAUUGAUUUUUGUUUACUUCCUGAAUGUUGCCUUUCUAGCCUUCUAUACCUUUCAACCAUCUUGAUAACCGCUGCCUCUCUCCUAAGGUUUAGUGGCUCAAUAUUAGUGUGUAUUUUGCAUUUUUAAAAUAAAAAUUUUGAAGUUUCUUAACUGAUUAACUACCAGAUUGAAAAAACCUGCUGUGGCCGAAUUAAAUCUAGGUCACAUUUUCUCAUUUUAGGUGUAUGUACAAAUUCAGCUGCAGUUUUCUUAAUUAUAAAGAUAUUCUAAUGAUCAAUAAACCAUUUUGUUGGUAAUUGAAUUGUUUAUAAGAUAAACAUAAAAUAUUUGUAAAGCUAAGUUUUUUUUAGGAAUUUAUUAAUUGUUAAAUUAGUAUUUACAACAGAAAAACAAUAAAAAAAUAUAUAAAUAUGCCAACUUAUGUAUGCUUAUGUAAAUUUUUAAUUUCCAAAUCAUUUAAAACCUUUUAUUUGGUGUUUCCACAUAGUAUAUCCAAAAAUAAAAAAAAUGCACUAAAGAACACAGAAUUGAAUAAUAUUUACACUUCCAAUCACUUAUAUGCCUUUAGUAGCCCUGUCACUUGUUGCCAUGGUAAACAAGUAGCUCAAUUUUGUAACUAGCUUGGAAAUUAAAUCAAAAUUAAUUGACAGCUUGUUUUUUUAGAACAUUCUGCCGAUAGCAUGCGGUUCAAAUAUAAACAUCCUGUCGGUAAAUUAAAAUCUCGAAGCAAAACGGGAACGGAAUAAUAUAAAUAUUUGACUCGAUUUACUACGAUACAAACAUUGGCGCUACCAGCGGCUCUUGGCCAUAACAAAAGAAACGCCGAGCCGCUCCCAGCGGCUCAUGGUAGUUAACCAAUUAAACAAUUAUAAUAGAAUAGGCUCCAUUAUAAACUUUUUUUAUUUUAAAAUAUGCUUACUAUUUUCUAAGUGAUGGGUUAUAUUUUUAAUUUUAUUUUGGGUGCUGGGUGGCUGAGUGGUCUAAACAGAGCAAAUCUCAAGUUGGUGGCCUGGAGUUCAAUUCCAGCCAAAGAACAGCACCCCGGGUGGAUGGGACUCGUUAACCUUGGACGGCAACUCGUCUUAGAGAAGGAAACUCUGAAAUCAAACCCGAAGAUGGAGUCCCGAAAGGCGGAUAACAUUGGUACAAUGAAACAUUCCGACAACUCCUGCGACGCCACUGGUGCCGAGCUGUAUCAUCCAAAUGAUGUUCCCUUGGGUUAUCCAGCGGCGUGGAGAGAGGCAAUUUGCUGUUGGGAAUCAGCUUAUAAUCUUUGAAGAAUAAUCCCAGACCUUGUGGAUUUUGUCCUCCGAAGCCCACACCAUCGUCACAUUGUGACAGACGGAUACCAGCAAAAAAUAAAAAAAAAUAAAAAUACUUUAUACAAACUGCAGUUAUUAAAUAACUGAAUUUUAUAGUGGGGGUUUUUUUUUUGGUUCUAAUUCCCUGCUUGUCUCAUUUUUUUUCUGCUAGCAGGACUAAAGACAGAUGCAUUAUCCAAAAGAUGUCUGCCGUUUGUGCUGCCCUGAAGUAUCCAUCUGAGGAAGAGGAUGAGACAGCCUCAUCUAGCCAGUUUGAGAUGGAUUCAGAGGCUGAGGCAGCAGGAAAUGAUUUAGUUGAAGAUGACCCACAAUGGAUUCUCUACAAUCAUGUGAAAAAUCUUACUGGUGCAAAUGGAGAUACUUUGUCUGACCCAUUCAUUAAACUUCCUAGUAAAAAGUUAGUGAACUCUUUGUUCUGGAACUUAUAAAAAGUCUGCUUUAUUCAAUAAUUAUACAGAUUUAUUCCAUUUUUAAGACAACCUGCUAUUUUAACCAAUGAUUCGCAGAAAAAAUGGAUAUCCCUAUAUACUAUAUAUUUAUUCUUCCAUUUACAAGAGAGUUCUUACAAAUGCUGGGUUUUAAGUAUUCCACACUUCAUGUGUGCUGUAAAAAACAUAUUUCUGUAAAAAUGUUACAAAAUACGAAGACAUUUGAAAAAUAGGGAUUGCAUUUUCUGUUUUGUUAUUUCAAUUGUUAUAUUUUCAGAUUCUAUCCAGAUUACUAUAAAGAAAUUAAAAGACCAAUGUCACUUCAAAAGAUACGCUAUAAAAUUGAGGUACUUAAAGUUUGGGCAACAUUGAAUUUGCUGUAUAUUUUUCUAUCCUGUACUUUUGACAAUUAGUCUCCUAAGCCACAAAAUUAACAUUUGAACAAGUCAGAAGUAAAUUUGCUGUAUAAAAAAAAAUUUAAAAUAAAAAUGCACCAAACCAUGUCACUUUAUUUGUAUGUUUUGCUUUCCAGAUGAACAUGUAUGAUACUCUGGUUGACUUGGCCCAUGAUUUUAAUUUAAUGUUUGAGAAUGCAAAGAAAUACAACCAAGACGAAUCACAGAUUCAUAAGGUUUGAUCUUUUCCUUUAAGGCUUAUUGUUUUAGGCAUUUAAAUAUUACAGUUAAACAGUUUGCAGCAUUAUCACUAAAUGGUGCAGAAAGCUUUAAUUUUUUGUAUACUGUUAAAAUACAUGACUGUUGGUAAAUAUUUUUUUCUAGUUGAUGCUCAAAAAAGAAAUCCACAGCAAUUUAGUACCUUAUAUUAUUAGAUAUCAUUGUUAUAUACUUAUUUUUUUCAUUUGUUACAGUAUGCGGUUGAACUAAAAAAAGUGAUGCUCGAGAAGUGCCGUGAGUUGGAACCAGAACUUACGGUAAAUUUAAUGAAAAAUAAUGAGAGGAUGUUAUCCUUACUUGUUUUGUGCACGUUAUUCAAAAGAUUAAAUUUGAAAUUUUGUUGGCAUCACUUCAAAAAAUAUAUUUACUCAUUUUUAGUCUGUUUGAUGGUGUAAACAUAAGGAGAUAAGAAGUUCAUUUUUAAGAAAGGAAACAACUAUAAAUAAUGUACAAUUCCUCAGUUGUCAUAAAGAAGUUCUAUUCCCUUGCCAAAUGUCAUAUCAAAUAACAUCCAUUACAUUUUCUCUUUAAUAAUGGUUAGCUUUUCAUAUUUAAGGUUUGAAUUCUUAAAACAUAGAAAACAUUUCACUUUCUUUGAAAUAAGAUAAAAAUUUUCCACACUGUGACUUAUUUAUUUAAUUUUAGUUUGUUUUAUUUGCAAAUUUCAUUUAUUUGUACAAUUAUUAAGACCUGACAAGUAUCAGUGAAAUGGUUCUUCUUCUCAUAAAAGUGCUUCAAAAUAAUUUGAAAUGCUAUCAAGAUAUUCUAUAUUAGUGAAGCACAGAGUUCUUUAACCAUUUCAAUAUUACUCUAGUGCUGCAAGUAGAUCUUCUCUUUGCUCAUUACCUUGCAUAUUAUCUCCCUUGGUUAUUCUUUGUCUCUUGUAUUAUCUAAGGUGGUUGGUUUUUUUAUAACAUAUAUGCUUAUUUGCCUGCAGUGGUUUUCAUCAUUGUGAUUAUUAGCCCAAUAUUUUCUAAUUUCAACUUUAAUAGUAUUUAACAGCAAUGGCAAGCCAAUUUUGCAAAUAAAUACAUACUUUUUCGGAGUUAAUAUCCUUCCUCUUUAAAUUGAAGAACUCUAAAGUUGUACAGCCUUCCAUGGCUUUAAGCAGUAAAAAUGAUUUUGAAAGUACAUAUAGUUGGAAAGCUUUGUUUAUGUUGUAAGUUUGAUCCAAGUUGCUGGUUUUGUUUUAUUAAGAAAACUUAAGAAUUUUCAUUCCUUCUAAAUACACACACAUACCUUUCCAUUUUUAAAAAAACAUCAUCUCCCCAAACUAUUAUCAACUAUCAAAAUUUUAUUUUUAUUGUGAUAUGAGGUCAAGAAAGUAAAUCUGCAGCUAACAAAAAAUACAGUAACAUCAAGAUAGGAUGUUUUUAUUGGAACAUUUCCUUCCAAGCAUUGUGUUCACAUAAAGAGUUUAAAUACUGUAAAGACAAACAAUCAUUGACUUUUCGUAUAUAUUCCUUUUCUGAAUUUGCAGUUAUAUAGUAUUUUUGAAACUUUUUGAGACAUCAUCUCAGCUGCUUACUGGGAGCUAAAUAACCAUGUGCCACAAAGGGCAUUUAAUAUAGUAUCCCAAUUAAUUUUUUUUUCUUCAUUGAAUUGAUCAACUUUUGUUCAAUGUGCCUCUUUGAAUGCUAAGUAGGGAAACUUUAUCGCAUUGCUUGCUCUUCGUGUUUAGUUUCAAAUGAGAUUUGUGCAGUUCAGUUUGCAUAACACAUUGAUCUGCUACUUUUAUUUGGUACAUUUUAGUGUGAUAUCUGUGAAUAGAUACUUUUCUGAUCAAGGAACAAUUAGUUACUACAAUUAGUUUUGGCAUUAAAUACAAUAAGGGACACUGUGAUACAAUGAUGCAUGCAAAUUUUGUAAUUCGCACUGAUCAAACUUUUAGAUUCUACAAGAUAAGACUCAAUUUAUCUUGAAGUUAUUCUUUAAAUCAGCAUCAGUGUAAAUUAAAAUAUUUUUUUUAAAAUGUAUAUUAAUGUUGUAUAAAAUAUACCCUUAUACCAUGCACUCACAGCACUCUAAUUAAAUCUUCAUAUCAAUUUGAAUGAUUGUUCUUGCUUGUAAAUUGAUUAGUAGAAAUAGUGCAGUGUGAAAUGCUGACCAAAUGUGUUCAAAUUGUUAAAAAGUCUAAAUUAAAUCUCACACCUAUGUUAAAUGGAGUGUGUCUGUCUUCUUGGUAUCCCAGGAAGAAUUAAUUGAAGAGUUGGAGAAUGUGGGUAAUGAUGAAGAUGAUGACCAUGAAGCUGAGGAGAGUAUGGCAGGGGUGAGUUACCUUCCCCUUAUUAUUUUUCCCAUUUUUCUACAUUACUCUGUGCAAUAGAUGGAUGCUUAUUUUGUUGGUUGCUUCAUUGUACUGCAAGCAUGUCUUUACUAGACAUCACUGACACCAUCAAAAUGAAUACUUGACACAAACUUUGGUCAUUGAUUUGAACAACAAUCCAGCUGUUUGGGGAUUUUUAAAUUUUUUUAAAAAUUUAAUGUGUGCACUUUUAAAGUUAGAACUCAAACUACCAUAAAUUUUAUUCUUUUUGAUCUAAAAGAGCACUGGGAAAGGGGGACACAAGCAAAUUUUUUUUCCUUUGCUUCUGCAAACUAUGAAAAUUCCACAUUGCUUUUGCUUUGUUUUUAAAAUAAAAAAGAAAAUUUAAAUGUAUCUCCUACUUGGAAGUAAUCCUAGAUGUGUGUCUGUGUGUGUUUUAAGCCUUGUCUCAAAUUCCUUCCAAUAACUGGAUAUGAUCAAGUCAAACAACCUACAUAAUUGAUAUCUCCCGUCUUAUGUACAUUAGUGGAUAAUUUAAGAAAUUGUGAAGAUGGAAAUGUAUCAGUGCCAAAGAAUUGUGACUAUAAGUUUUGUUAAAACAAAACAAAAACAAUAUUACCUUCAGUGAAAUGUAUAAGAUAUUGAUCAACUAAAGUUCAAAGUUCAGUUAAAGUUAAUGACAUUCACAUACAAUAUGUGUACAGUAGUUACCUAUUGUGUUAGCUUUCUUGCAAAGAAAUGUUUUAGUUAGCAGUCUUUGAAAUAUGAUUUUCGGAACAAUUGUUUAAAUUGAUGUAUCUCUGUUCGAAAAGAAAUAGUUAUUACAUUUACAGUAACCUCAUGGCCUUUUAAAAUCAAAUCUUGUCUUUUGUAACUGUUGGUUGUAUUUCCUACUAAAAAUGACCUAACCAUUUAUGCAAGGAUGCUAUUUCAGGUAUCUAUCCUAAACUUUCUAUAUAUUUCCAAUAUUUAAAAAAAAAUUUUUUUUAAUGUAUUUGUGUAUUUAUUUGUAUUUGAUCUGUAACAUUUUGAACUAAAAUUACCUUUUUACUUACUCUUGUGAAAAUAAAGGAACACUCCUUCUCUAAUGUUAUGAGAGUGAAGUUGAUACUUUAUAAGUGUUUAAUGCUGAAAUAACAACAACAAAAAAGCCUGAAAUAAACACUCUCAAACUCAGCUUUCUGUCUUCUGCACCAUAUAAAUGUAAAUGGAUACUAAUGCAUUUCAUUAUAACUAUUCGGUUAAUCAAAACCAUAAGCUUUGACCAACUCAAUUUUGUCUCCUGAUUUGCCGAUCAGUUUUAUUUAGGUUACUAUAAAACCACGAUUUUAUUCUUCCCUUUGUGCAAAAAGUUAAGCAACCAAAAAGAGGAUGGUAUUUGAAAGUCUCACAUGUUUGAACGUUGUUUUUUAAGCCAGAUAUCUGCUAGAAUUACUUACAUUCAUUAGUUGUUUGGAUUGGGUUGGAUUUAGUUCUAACAUUUUUAACAAUGCAUUUAUUUUCAUUGUGAAUUUAGUUAUUGUGGCUUACCAUGGUAACCUACUUUUAAAAUGACAGUGACUUUGAUCAUUGUAUCUCUAACACCCCUAUUCUAAAAGACUUUAUGAAAAUAGCUUUAUAUUUUAAUUGAUAAUUGAUUUGCUUUGAAAAAAAGAAGCAUAAAAAAGACAAAGAUCUUCAUGUUGGGGUUAAAUUUUACCUAUGAAGUCUUACUCUAACUUUAAGACUUAACAGAUAUAAUUCUUCAUAUUAUAGAUUUUUUUUUUAAUUUGCAAAUAUUGUGAAAAGUAUAUUGAGCAAAUUUCAUUUAUAAAAAAAUUAAAUAAUUGCUAUGAGGUAACCUCUAACUGCACUUUGGUGCAUUUAACUCGCCUCCUCACUGUGUAGUUAAUCUAAAAAUGAUGAAAGCUUUUUUUUUUUAAAAUUACUAUCUAAAAAUGUUUCUUUAUGUAAGAGAUUUGCCUAAUCAAAAUUUAAAUGAACCAUUUUAACUGUUUUGAUAAUAUGAAAUUAGUUAAAUUGAAUCAAUUAAAAAAUCAAAUAUAUAUUAUUUUAAGUCUUUUUAUCAUCCAAAUCGAACUGGUAUUUUUACUAACCUAUUAAUAUGGUAUAAUUUCAAUGUCCAAUCAUUCCAGUUCUAACUGUGUUACCUUUAUGGAGGAAGCAUGUCAGAAUAGAAUUGUAAAACGUGUACAUUUGUUUUUGAUUGGUGCUAUACUGUAAUAAAUUACAACAGUUUUAUACUUUGUAAUCCUUUAUUUUCUAGUGUUGCCAGGGGUUGUUUCAUUGUAUUCUUUUUCUUUUUUUUUAUGUUUUAAAGAAAGAUGAUGAUGAUCUGGUGUUAGAAGAAGCAACUACUCCAGCUAGUCGUGGGAGAGGUCGAAAGUCCAGUUUAGCUUUAGCUAAUACACCAGAAAGUGACAAGAAGAAAUCGGCAAAAAGGGGAGGUGGUAUUGGCGGUGACGAAAGUAUUAAAAAGAGGUUGAAGAUGCUCUUUUCCACUGUGUAUGAUUACAAUGUAAGAACUUUUGGUCGUUUUUUUAUGCAGUUUAAAGUUUGAGUUAUGGUCUAGUUUAUUGUCAAGAUUAUUGUCUGGUUGUCUUCCAUUGAUAACUUAUUCUGUUUUAAUCAAUUGCAGGAUGUAAAUGGUCGUCUUUUGCGACCAAUUUUCAUGGUUCUUCCAUCUCGCAAAGACUAUCCUGACUAUUAUCAAGUUAUUAUGGAGCCUAUUGACAUGACAAUGAUUGAAGCUAAGCUCAAAACAGAAAAGGUGAAUGUGUUCUAUCAUAAGGAUUUGUAAUAAAUAAAAUUUAAUUCAUUAUUCUCUGAUCAUGAAGAGUUAUCAUACAUAUUGUGUUAAAUGGAGUGUAGUUUGUCAAGAAUUAUGUGUAAAUCAGGGGUCUCAAACUCACAUCCCGCAAAGCGCUUUUUUCCCCCCUGCUACAUGACAACAAAGUUUUGUGUUAAUGGGGCCCACACGUUUUCCCCAUUCUCAUAUCUAUAAUGUGACCCUCCGCGAAGGUUUCUGUCGAAUUUCACCGACUAGUCUAAUUCUGAUUUUCAUUAUGUUUGUAUCGAUUUGUAUGUUGAUUAUAAUGGUAAGAACCGCUUAAAGUCGGUCUAAAAGCUUGUAUUUUAUAGCAUUUUAUGAGACAAACAUGACCUUAGCGCGGUUUUGAGAAAAGUUUAAAAAGUCAGUUAGUGGGUAAUGCACAACCAUAAUUGGGUAAAUCGUAUCAAUCGAACAGAAUAUUAAAGAAUCCCUAUUUAAAUUGCAGCUAGUGUUUACGAGUGAGGGAAACUCAGAGCCUGUCAGCGUAGUUACUUUAAAAGUAGGGUUAGUUUUCUACGAUAAAAAAAAAUCAUAAUUCAUUCUUCUUACAAUAGCUUCUUCCUUUGUAUCAAUAAUUCAUAAAUAUGGCCUGUGCCUGCCUACUGUUUGAGCACAUUUUAACAUUUAAAGCCUUCAUGGAGAAACAUGGGGUGGUUGUUCCUUUACUAAUUGAUCUCAAAUGGCUCAUGGACUUGGCUUUUCUUGUUGGCAUUACAUAGGAGUUGAAAGUACUCAACAAGAAGUUACAAGAUCAGGGGUAGCUUGUCAGUGUUACAUAUGACAAUGUCCGGGCAUUCUGCCCAAAACUUGUGUUAUGGUUCUUAGAGAAACCUCUGCCAUUUCCCACCUGGCAAAGUACUCAUGGACUCGGGCGCACCAUUCAGUAGUAACUUAGUAGUAAGUAUUUAGGAGGCUUCAAGCUAAAACCAAGUCAAACAUAACACCAUCAACGAGCUUCUGUUUGCGGACGAUUGUGCCCUCAACUCUGCCUCAGAAGCCGUCAUGCAACACAGCGUUGAUAUAUUCUCUGAGGCCUUCAAUAAAUUUGGCCUCACAAUAAACACAAAGAAAGCUGAGGGGAUGUAUCAGCCAGCUCCCAGUAAGCCCUACAUUGAACCCAACAUCAUCAUCAGUGGACAGCGGGGUGGAUAAAUUUACUUACUUGUACAGCACCCUCUCCAGACCUAUCGUCACGGAUGAUGAAAUAUAUUCCAGACUCGCAAAAGCUAGUACCAUGUGUGGCAGGCUACCCAGCACUGUUUGGGACAGGAGAGGAGAAACAAAGAUCAAGGUCUAUUAUGCAGCAGGCCUCUCGACAUUGCUCUAUGGAUGUGAAUUGUGGACAGUCUACCAGCGUCAUGCCAAGAAACUAAACCAUUUUCACACAACCUGCCUCAGGAAACCCCUCAGCAUCAAGUGGCAAGACAAAUUUCCUGACACAGAGGUCCUCGCUUGAGCGAGCCUACCUAAUAUCUUCACCACCCUGAUGCAGUCUGAGCUCCGUUGGAUAGGACACGUAGCCGGUAUGGAAGACCACUGGCUCCCAAAACAGAUAUUCUUCGGAGAACUCACGAUAGGCAAGCGCUCUCAAUGAGGUCCAAAAAAGCGUUUCACUGAAAGCGGCACUAAAGGCCUUCAGAAUCAACCCUACUCAAUGGGUGCAGACAGCCCAGGACAGAGCCGGGUGGAAAGCAGCUGUCAAGAAGGGGGCUAAAUCUCAUGAAGCCAGUAGGAUAACUGAGCUGAGACACGCAAGCUGAAAGAGCAACGUUACAUCACUGACUGCAGCAACUAUCCCCUGCCCGCGGUUCCAGAGAUUAUUCCGAGCACGGAACGGUCUAGCAAGCAACCUACGAGCUCAUUGUAACCCACCCUCCCCCCAACCAGAUGACUCAAUGGUCCUAGUUGAUUUUGACGGACGAACAAGUAGUAAGUAUACAGAUGCCAUUGCAAAGUUACAGGACAGUUUUUUUGUUGACCCUUUCUCCUUUAAUGUGGAAGAUGCCCCACCCCCUCUCGAUUUUUGCACUUCAAUGGAGCUGAUUAAUCUUCAGUGCAAUUCUAAGUUCAGGGAGGUGAAUGUAAAAACAAACAAGCAUGGACAGUUUAUGAGAGCAUUGGCCUCCCUACUUCACUGAGAUUUCCAAGUUGUUCAAGCGGAUCAUGUGACUUUUUGGGAGUCUGUGUGAAGAGCUCUUUUUCACUAUGAACUUUAAUAAGUCAAUAUUCAGGUCUAAGCUUACUGAUGAGCAUCUUCAAGCUAUACUGAGGGUCUCAGUUGCUUCCUCACUCAAGCCAAAUUUGCUCAGCUUUGUAAGAAGAUGCGCUGCCAGGUCUCUGGCAACAAUGAGGAGGAGGAAGAAAGUGAAGCCUAGUUCUUGAGAACUCUUAAUGUUUUUAUUUGUUAUUAAUAAAAGUUGAGCAUAUUGUAACAGUUGUACUUUAUUGAAUUUGUAAUCAUUUUUUUUUUUGUGUGGAAUACUUAAUGCGGCCCAAUCUCAAUCAGACUCUACCUCCUGCGGCCCCCUGAUGAUUUGAGUUUGAGACCCCUGGUGUAAAUGUAUGGAAUGGAAAUUGCUUAUCAUUCACAUCAAAGCCAUUAACUAGACCAAAAUUAUAACGUAAUCUAGGAAGAAAAAUAGUACUGAGUGCUUGCAUCUCAACCAUGUUAUGCAUAAAUGUAAGUGGUUAUAAGAUAGGAACUUAUGUAUUGAGAAUUCACUUGUGUUGAGCAACUGUUUAUCUCUUACACCUGUAUUUUAAAUAAAAUAUUUUCACUUUUCCAGUAUCCUAAUGAACAAGCUUUGCUGUCAGACUUUGAGCUUAUGUUCAACAAUGCUAGACACUACAAUGAAGAGGGCUCACAGGUAUAUCAAGAUGCCAACACUUUGGACAGAGCUCUUAGAGCAAAAUGGAAGAUUAUGUCUGCGAAAACUGGUAGUGGUCGAAGGUAAGAAAGAAACCAUUUUAAAUUAGUUAACUGUACAGGUGAUGCUCUGUUGUGACUGCAUCAAUUCUGGAAGAAACAGGUUAAAGAAACAAAGGCAAAUAACUGAACGGAGUAAGCUGGUCCGCACAGCAAAUCACCUGGAGGAUUCUGAAAUCUUUAAGUAAAGAAGACAAUGGCUGACUUGGACUGUGAUAAAAAUAGCGUUGUACUCUAUUAAUGAAAAUAAUGUAACCAAAAAAAAACUUCUAGAUCAAAUAACAUUUCUGAAUACAGCUAUUGAAUCUCUUUCAUUUGAGCUGAACACCAGCAAGAUGUCAUCAUAACACUUCAGGUUUUAGGUUUAAUUUGAAAAUAUUUUUAAAGAAAUUCAAUUUUUGUUAUAAAUUGGAAAUUUUGCAGGCAGUUUUCAGAAUUUUUCUGAAAGGUACGUCCAACUUACAGGUGUUGUUAAGCUCCAGAAAACUAAUACCCAGGAAGCUUAAUAUUUAUAUUUAUUAAUUUUUGCAUCUAUAUUGUGUUUUUAAAUUACAGUUCUUAACUGUCUUACUUCUUUUCAUCUCAGGUCGAAACUUUCAGAAUGUAAUCCUUUGUCUGAGAAACUUCAAGAGUUAUAUGAGAGUGUCAGAGACUACCAAGACAGAUCUGGACGAGCAUUGUCAUCUCCCUUUAUCAAACUGCCAAAUAAAAAUGUAAGAUUUAAGUAUUUUGAAGAAUCUGGUUCUGAUCAAAUUUUAUUUUGGAAAAUUUAUUUAUUAUGAUAAUAAACAGCAAUUUUUUUAAAGAUUAAUUAUCAAUUAGAGGCUUAGCCUGCUUAUCUGCACAACUUAAAAUUUAAGGCGGGCCGUAAUACUUUACAUGAAAAACUUGUGCGGGCCAAGAGAAAAUAGGACAAGGGGGAAAGCUAUUAAAAAAAUGAUAACAAUAAAGAAUAUUUCAUUACUACGUGGGCCACAAAGUGGAUGCUGGUGGGCCGCAACCCGCCCCCAGGCCGUAUGUUGUGCAGGCCUUAUCUAGGCUAUAUUAUCAUUCCCUCUUUCUUCCCAUUUUCAUCAUUUCCUUCAUUAUUGUGUUAGGAUUACCCUGAUUACUAUGAGGUCAUCAAGCGUCCUAUUGACAUGUUGAGAAUACAGCAGAAAAUGAUGGCCUCCCAGUAUGAAUCUGUAGAAGAUAUGGUGGCAGAUUUUGUGCAAAUGUUUGACAAUGCCUGCAAGUACAAUGAGCCAGAUUCUAUUAUUUAUAAGGCAAGCAAGUUUUCUUUGAAUUCUUUUCUUUCUCUGUAUGUGUGACUGUCCUUAUAUAGUUCAAUUUUAGUCUGAGAAUCAUCUGGAGUUUUAUUUCUUAAUCGUUUUCAACUCACUAAUCAGUUGUUUUUUUUAAAAGCUAAAUUUUUUUCCCCAUCAGCCUGUAUCACUGGCAAAUUUUUUAUUUUUUUUAAGUAAUUAAAUGAAAAAUUAAUUUGUUCACAAAUUCUUUUUUGUACAAUACAAUAUUUAGGUGUUUUUUUUAAAAUUGUGUUUUCCUGUGUUUAAUUAGUUUAUUUUAUAAUAUAAUUGUGUCUUCCCAUUUUGGUUUUGUUGUCAAGUUCAAUUCAUUUCCUGCCUCAUAAUAUGUAGAAUCUAAUAGAAAAAAAAAUGUUCUUUACCAGAUGAUUUAAAAAGAAAUAAAACAAUAGUUUUGAUUACUUAUUUUUACAAAUAACCGAGUGGAUGUUUUUCUAUAUGCUGACAUCACCUGAUUUUACAUUGGUCUCAUUUUGUCUUUUAUGGCAAGCUUAAAAAGUUUAAGGUUUUCCUAAACUUAUAUAAAAAAGCAUUUAAAAUGUUGAUCUUAGGAUGCUCUUGCACUGCAGCGUGUUUGCUUCCAGAAAAAGCUGGAGCUUAUGUCAGACUGUAUGAACAACGUACCAGAUGUGAAGGCCCUCACUCAAGAGUUGAUGAAGAAUCUUUUCAUUUCCACAGUCAGCCAUGAGGUUAGUUGUUUGACAAUUAUUUUUAUGUUUUAUUUUAAUUGUUUAUAAAACAUUUUUUUGAACCAAGUAAAUAAUUUUAUAGUGAUAUUUUUCUAGAAUUUAACACAAUGCACGUACUUGCUUUGAAUGAGACUCAAGUAACUUGUGUUUGUCUACACAAAACUAAAUUAUAUCAUGUUUGACUAGGACGAUGAAGGACGUUGUUACACAGAUUCAUUUGCUGAGCUUACUGAAAAAGACAAGGGCUUACAAUUAAAUGGAGAGAUCACUGAGUAAGAAUCUAAAAUAUAUACAUUUUUUUUGCUUUGUUUUAAUGUCAACUAGCAAUAAAAAAAAUAGAAGUACAUUUAGCUUUUUGGUUUAGUCAAACAGCAGUGAUUUGAGACAAAUGUUGUUUUAAUUUUGCAGGCGUCCUAUGACCUUUGAUCAGAUCAAAAGAAACCUUGAUAAGGUAAGUAAGCCUUCAUAAUAGAUUUUUAAGGUAAAUAUUAUUAAUCUUAUAUAUUUUAUGACACUAGGAUAAUUCUAAGAUCUUUCAUAACAACUUAAUUUGUUAUUUCUCAGGGUCGCUACAGGAGAGUUGACAGAUUCCAAGAAGACAUGUUCAAAGUGUUUGAACGGGCAAGGAAAUGUAGCCGCACAGAUUCACAAGUAAAUUUUAACAAUUAUCAUAUUUCAAUUAUCAUCCUAUUAAAACAGUUGUUUCAACAAAUGUGACACUGAACAUUGACAGGUGUGUCCUACUACAGUCGAGGUUAUUUUCAUAUCCAUUAUUACUAUUCAUGACCUUAUAAGAAGAGCAAUGGAUUUGAUGACUCUUAGACAGGUCGACUGAUUCAUUAUAACUUUGAUCCGGGGUGUUGUUAAAGUAACCAACAAUUUUGCACGCAGAUAAUUUAAAGCUAAACAUAUAGUACUCAACCUUCUGUAUUUAUUUAAAUUUAUUGAAUGGACUAGUCUAGAUACACACCCUACAUAUAAAGACAGCCACACUGACCAUGCAAUGUAGACUUCAUUUUCAUAUCCCCAUCAGUGUAUUGUGCUUGCUUUUUCUCUAAGGACAUUCAAAUUUAUAUUCAAUAUACAUUUAAUUAUCUUCAAAAUGAUUUUUUAAACUAAAAUAUAAUUGAAUAACUAAAUUCUAAUAUUAAAUUUUGUUCCAAGCUGUAUGAGGAUGCUGUAGAAAUGCAGACUUUCUUUAUCAAGACCCGUGAUGAGCUUUGUAAGAAUGGGGAAAUGGUGUUGACUCCUGCUCUAAGUUACACUGAACGCCACCUAACACUGGCCUUGGAAAAAGAACAAAAAGAGAAGCAAGAACAAGAGAAACAAGAUCAAGAGAAGCAAGAAGAGGGGGAAAAAAAGAAAAGUUUAGAAGAGAAAAUGGAAGAGGAAAAGGUAGAUAAUAUUUUUUUAUUAAAAAUGUUAAUUUUUAUGAUUCAUAAAAUAUUGGCAUACUGAAUUUUUUUAAACAUUGGACCUGCUUUAUUCUUCUUUUUAAUGAACAUAUUGUGUUUGUAGAAUCUUCAUGUCUUUCAUAAACUUGUACACGAUGUAGACAGUUCUUAAUAAUAAAUUUUAUAAACAUUUAAUGUCUUUUUCUUGAAAUAUUCUCUUCAGAUAUUGGAAUCAGAAAAUGUGAAUACAGAUGAAGAAUAUGAGUAUAAAAACCAACUUUAUUGCAAGGGAGACUUUGUCUACAUAGACUCAAGGUAAAAAAAAAAUGUUCUUGUUGUUAAUAAGCAUCAAAUUAAAGAUUUAAAAUAUGUUUCUUUAACCCACAAACUGUGCCAUGUAUCAUUCUGUGGUGUGGAGCUUUUUAGACCGUUUUGAGUGCCAUUUGAAAUUGCAUUAAAUGACAUAGAAAUAUUGAUUCAAGACCCCUAUAAGUAUAUAUUUUUAGAAAGGUAAAUGGAUGUGGAUAAAGUUGGCCAUAUUGCCCGACCCGUAAAAAAAUUUUGCUCAGUGUCCUUGACCUUGAAGUUCUCAAGAAGAAUAAAAUCGACAAAAUGUCUUGCUUGCAAGUGCUCAUAACAUCAUUAAUUUUUAUAGAUACACUUAAAACACAAAUCUAAAUGUUGUAGCCAAUUUAUCUUGAAGAAAAUGUAUAGUUUGCUGAGGUUUUGAUUGCAUUUAAACCUCUGAAAGCAAAUUUAGUUAUUUUAGAUCAUUUAUAUAAGAAACUGGAACCACUGCUAAAACCAAGUACAAAAUACAAAAUCUCAGGCAAAAUAAUUAUUAUUGAAUAUUAAACAUUUAAUAUUUGGGUUGUUAAACUAUAAAAUUUAUUAGUUCUGAACUAUAAUCUGUAGCUUCUGUGACUAAAAUUCAGUCAGACCUUGCCCAACCUCCGGGCCGGGCUCGAAGUCUAACAGUAGCCUCAGUAGGCCUACUUUAGUAUCACUAAGACGAGUAUAAAAUUCACGAGAAGAAUAAUCUCAACUGAUAUCGUCAUGGGGAAUGUUAAAAUCAUCACCAGUAUCACUUAAAACCUCUCCUAAAAAGCUUUCAAACAUAUUUCUAUUAGUGCUUGCACUGAAGGCCCAGCCAUAGCGUCAACCAUUUUAGCUUUUAAAAAAAACAGCGAUAUAAAACUCCGAUUAAAAAGUAUUUAUUUUCAAGUUAUAUCGAAGCUGCUUGAACCGGAAGAUGAUUUAAUUAUUAAUAAAAGGAAGUGGCUAUAAUUCCGGUUAAAUAUUGGAUUGGAAGUUGCUAUCUGACCGUGUUUUUUUAUCGGCCGAUUUUUUCAGCCGCUUCAGUAGAGAAUGUAAAAGUCGGACGAUUUUUUUGGUUGACCACAGUUCGUAGGUUAAAUAUUUAAAAAAAAACAGAAUUUUUUUUUUUAAUUUAAAAAAAAAAUGUAAUUACUAAAAUAAUUUCUCAAACUUUUCCUUCAUGCAGAGAUACCCCUGAGCCUCAUAUCAUGGUCAUUGAAAGUUUUGGAACUGACAACAAUGGGGUAAAAGUUAUAAAAGGAAAUUGGUUUUAUCGUCCUGAGGAAACAUAUCACUUGGCGACAAGGAAAUUCUUAGAGAAGGUUAGUGCCUUGUUCUAUACAUUGAUUUCAUAUUUUGGUCAUAUCAUUAUUAUUAUUGUUUUUUUUACUUCUCAUUAUACAAAUAAUGUUAAGCACAACACCUUUCCAUGUCUAUUAUAUUUAUUACAUUUCUUAUUUAAUAUAUUAUUACCGUAAGUAUUUCUUUUUAAUAUUUACAUGUUUUUUCAAUAUUUAAGAACAAACUUUUAAAAUACACAAUGCUAAGUUCAAAUUUAAUCCUGUUUAUAAUCUUUUUUUAUAGAUUCUUGAAAUAGCAUGACAACUUGUAAUGGAAUCAGAACUUGUAUUGAAAUUACAUAUUUUCAUUUUUUAUGUAAUGCAUAUUACUGCCCUGUCAAUUAACAGGAAGUAUUCAAAAGUGAUACAAGUCAUGGAACACCACUGUCUGAAAUUGUAGGCCGUUGCUGUGUCAUGUUUGUGAAAGACUAUUUCAAAAGUAGACCUGAGGUAAAUAUUUGUUAUAACAUGAUCUGCACCAAAAGUUUUAUCAAAAAGAAUUUUUUUUUUUUUAAUUGUGAGAUAGAUUUUCUCAAAUAAUGAGUUAAUUUUAUGGUUUUCUUUAGACCAUUCCAGAUAGAGAUGUUUAUGUUUGUGAGUCAAGGUACAGUGUUCGACAUCGGUGCUUCAAAAAAAUAAAGGUAAACUAUUAACUUUUUUGUGUUUUAAUAUGUUAAGGCUGUAUUUUCUGUGGAUUUCAGCAAUUUUUUUAUAUUUUUACUUUCGGUAAUUUAUUAAUAUAUAAAAUAUUUUAUAAAUUUUUCCAAAUGGGUUAUUACAAGGGUAUUAUUUAUUAAUUAUUCAAUUUCUAUUCUUGAUAUUGCUCAGAAUUGGCAGAUUCCUCAAAGCAAGAAUCUACAGUUUGUUGCUCGUGACAUCCCACUGACACCAGUUCGAGUGGCUUCCGUGUUUGCUGAUAAAAUGAAUAAUGAAAGUCCAUUGGAUGAAAGUGACACCACACUGGACAAGAAACGAGAGGUAUUUUAAAUUGAAUUUUUAUAUAAGAACUUCUUCAGAUAGAAAUAUUUCCUAAUAUACAGUAGAUCAUCUAUUUUUCCAAACACCAGUGUUCCAAAAAUUCUGGUUUAAAUAUUUUUUUAAUUAGACCCAUUGCAUGGAGCAUUAGCGUACAAACUCCGGAAAACAAGUCGAAUCCCUCUUGCGCAAUCCUGGUCAAAUCUAGAUAGUUACUGUAUAUACAGUGACUAGACUGGGAUAAUGCGAUCUGCAAACUUAUUAAUUUAUAUAUAUGUAUAUAAGUGCCAUUCAACUAUUUUUGGAAACUACAUCUUUUCAUAGACUCCAACAUUAUAUUGAUAAUUACUUUACAUAAUACACUACAAUAAAGCACCAUAUGUGUAAAUGGUAAGAAAAUGUAUAUUGCGUACUAUGAACUAAAAUCUUAAACACAUCUUUAUGUGGGAGUGUUAGGUUAUCUGAAAAAUAAGUCCCGAAAGGAAACUUGACAUAUUUCAAUUUUGAAACAUCUGUAAAUACAAUUACUAAGAUAUUUUUCGUACAAAAUUUCUUAUCAAUACGAUGGCUUAGUUAAAUAUACUUUUCCUUUAUCAGUUAGUGCCAUCGGAAUGUGAAAAUGAUGACGGCAACAUAUACUACGAUCAGUAUGUUUGUGAUAUGGGAUGCUUUAAGCUAGGUAAGUCAACUAUUUUGAAAGAUUGCAGUGUCUAGGGAUUAUUUCACCCUGAAUAAAGACCUCAACCAUCAAAGUCAGAAGAAAAUUUGACUGUAUGCAAAAUUUGUUGCUGUCUUACCAGUAAAAUUAAAACUACUAAAAUAAAUCUGUGAUAUUAAAUUUAAAAAAUGAUUAUGCCUGCUUUCCAUCAUAUCACUUUGAAUUAUAGAAUGUAAGGGGUUUAAUUAUGUUGCAUUUAACUAUAUAGUGAUAAUAUCAACUGCGUGUAUUCACUUAAAAGAAAUUUUUGAAAAAAGGAAGCUCCUUAUUAUAAAAAGAUUAUCCUUUCAUUUCAAACUAAGAAGUUUGUAUGAAAAUAUUGUUUAUAAUGAAAUUUUUUAGCAGUAUUGAUAACUGUACACUUGUAUUUGUACAAAUUUAAGUGAUAAAAGUUUCAUAAAUUGAGCAUUGAUAAAGAAAGACAGAGUAGUCUUGUAAAUGAACUGCAGUCAAAGCAAAAGCUGACUUCAUAGUUUUUUUCACACUGUGCGUAUUUAUGUAGCUACAUAAUAAAAGUUAGUUUAAAUGUUCAAAUAAAUGCGUACGAUCUUUCUCUAGGUGACGGGGUAUACAUCAACAAUCCUGGUGGUCAGCCUGUAAUUGCUAGAAUCGAUAAAAUAUGGACUGACAAUUUGUAAGGCAGUUCACUAAUUUGUGUAAAUUUAUUCAUUUAUUUCUACUUAGUUAAAUUUUAAAAAAAUAUUUACAUCAUUGUUUAAACACCUUUAUAUUUUAAAAAAUAAACUGACAAAGUCAAGCAAUUCAACCAUAAUCAUGUGUUUACUGACAUUUCAAUAUAUCUCUGCAGAGGUGAAGCUUUCUUUCACUAUGCCUGUUUUCUACGUCCGUCGGAAGUGGAUCAUGCUCCAACACGUUUAUUUUAUAAAAAAGAAGUGUUCCAGUCGUCACUUGAGGAUUGUGCACUUAUCAAAAAUAUUGUGGGAAAAUGUUGUGUUCUUCACAUGAAAGAUUAUUGCUCAUGUUAGUAUAUCUUACCUUAAAUAUCAUCUUUUAAAAUUGGGAAACUAUUUCUCUUAGUUCUUGUUAUUUUAGUGAACUAUUGCAAUGCACACAUUUUCUAUCUUAUGCUCACUGCUUUUUUCAUCCUAGUUUACCAUGCUUUGUUAAAAUAACAUGUUUUACAGGCCGCCCAACUGAAAUUUCUGAGCAUGAUGUUUACAUAAAUGAAUCAAAAUAUCAAGAAGCAGAUAAAUCCAUUAAAAGACAAAAACUGCUUAAGGUGAGUGUAUUGUGAAUUUUUGAUUCUAUAGCUUACAACAUUUAAGCUAUCUCUCAGCACAAAACUUUCUGCAAUGUAGUCAUGAUGUUAAAAUCCAUAUAAUUAUCAAAAUAACCUUACUUCAUGUACUUAGUUCAAGAGUAAAAGGCUUUAGUGUUUGAAAAUAUAGCAAAAACAGAUGCAUUGAUUAGAUAUACUUUUUUACUUAUAUACAAUUAUAAGAAGAAGAAGUAUAUAAAUUUCACAUAGUUCGUUGCUACAUUCAUGUUGUACAAAUUUUCAAAUAAUUUAAAUUAUGUGAUAUUUUUCUUUUGCAGAAAUACACUUUGUCUCCUAAGGUGGUUGAUGAUGAAAUUUACUUUUUUAGAAAGCCAAUAGCUUUGGGAAAGGUAAAUUAAAUAGAAGAUAGAUACAAAAAAUAUAUACUAAGAAAAAAAUCAGCUUAAAAGGUGAUGAAAAUUCUGCAAUAGUUAUGAAAAUUGUAUAAAGCUAUUGGUUUGUCAUUAUUGUACUUUCAUACAAAGUAUUGUAUUGUUUGCUAUUAAUGUAUUAGUGGUAAUAAAUAAUAAUACUGUUCACAAGAAUGUCAAAAUAGUUCAGUUUGAAAUAUCUGCUGUCAAUAGGUAAAAUUUAUUCUAAAAUAUGAAAUUCAACCAAAUUAAUUUUGCCAGGAACCGUCCCCCCUGUUAAUGAAGCAAAGUGCUGAGGAGACUUUGUUCCUUGAUAAUGAGGACUCACUUGGAGUGGAGCCUGAGGCCAGCAAUGAUGGAAUGUCUGUCAGUAUGGAUGUGCCCAGUCCAGCUCCAACCAAGUCCCACAAGAAGGUCAGUCUCGGAGAUAUCUCUUUAUAAUCCAAACACACCAAUAGCAUUUUUAACAACUAUUUUAAGUUUAAGACGAUAUUUGUAAAAAAAAUGAAAAAGAGCAAGAGAAGUAAGUUAUUGUAACCAAUAUUAAACAGUACAAUAUACAGCUCAGCCAGAAUGUAUACUAAAUAGAUUUAAAGUAAAUGUUUUUAAGACAAUCAGGUUAUUCAUAUUUAAUCCUAAAAAAUGAAAUUAACAGUUUAUUUCCUCUUUUCAUUUGAAAAUGCUCAUCAAAAGUAAUCUCUUGCAAUAAAGUUUAAUCUGUUUUAUCAAUUGUUAAGUCUUUGCAAAUUAUCACCACACUGUUUUACUUCAUUUUAAAACAAUGAAAGGCUUAAUAUAUAUAUAUUUUUUUUUUUGCACAUGGACAUUAUAGCUAGUUUUGUAAUUCAAAGAAAACUUUUCAUUCUGAUAAAUACAAAAAAAAAUUCAAUUGAACAGUGUCCAGUGUUAAAAAAUAAAAUUUCAGCAGUGCUCAUCGCCUAGUACUGAAUGGCUUCUGGUUAGUGGAUAAGUUCUCUGAUAUGCUUUAAGCGGCUUUUGGGAUUCCAUUUGGUCAAUUACAAACACUAUUUAAAUAUGAGCUUGAAUUUUUCAGAAACCAUUAAACCCACGCAGGCAACCAAGUGGCUACAUAGUGUUUGCUGGUGAGAUUCGAAAGCAGAUUUCACAAGAUAACCCUAGUUGCUCAUUUGGAGACAUUAGCAAGAUUGUAGGCACCAAGGUCUGGAGAUUUGAAAGUUAUUACAAACAUUUUUUUUUACUGUGUUCAAUUAAAAAGCAUUUAUGGUUUAAACAGCAAGCAGUAUAAUUUAGUCAUGGGAUGACUUCGGGCACAAAGCUUAUCCUAAGGAAGCCCAUGGUAGAGAAGUUACAAGAUAAAGACAGCAGCCCUUAACUUCAAAUUGGAUCAAAUUUUUAUAAAUAAAAUCUAUUGAUUUUUUUUUAAGGACUACUAAAGCAUUCAGGCUUUGUUGGCACUGUCACAAGCUCCCUUAUGCCAAGUGACACUUUGUCUAAUUUCUUCAAAGCCUCUGACACCACCUUGUUUUGAUGUGCCCAAGGAAACACAAUGAAAAUACAAUAAACAAAAUAAAUCCUCAACCUAAUUUAAAGUGAUGAAAGCUAUUUUACUAUCUAAAUACACUAUGUAACAUAAUAGAAGAUAUAUAACACAUACACUAUGAGAUAUGCAUGAAAUAUGAUUGGGAACUACCCCAAAAGAAAAGCUAUGAAAUAUGGAGUGCUGUCAUAUCAUUAUAAUUAUUCAAAGAACAUAUGCAAAGUACAAUUAAGACACUAAAGAGGCACUUCUCACUUAUGCUUCAAGCAAGAUGCUACACCUCUUUAUAGUGGAGUGUUGAAUGACUGUCGCCUCUAUUACGUAUGGGUCUGUCCAAGUAGCGGCUUUUCGGACCCGUGUCCCUUUAGACUCGAUGGCCAUUCGGAUGUCAUUUGUGGUUGUUUACUUUAGGUAAACUGAAGAAGUAAGUUUACAAACAUAUAAAGUAAACAACUACAAAUGACAUCCGAAUGGCCAUCGAGUUUAUGGAUGUUUAAUGGAAGAAAAUUCCAUUGUUUGGGUGCCCAGAAACAGAACGAUCGUUCAUCGUAUGUUCUUGUGCGAGUCUUGGGGACAGAAAGAAUAUACACGUCUGCGGAGGAGCGAAGCUGUCGAAGGGGUGAAUAGACACUUGUCAGGCUUUCCCAUCCAAAACUAGGUGUGUCAGCUUAAGAACAAACAGGCUUUAGAAAGAGUAUCUACUGUAAUUUUUGAAACACAAUAAACAGCCACCCUGUGUCAUACAUUUCUACAAUAAUAAUAUUUAAUUAAAAAGAACGAUUAAAUUUUCUAUCAGGUAAGGAAACACGCUGGUAAAUUCUGACAGUUUGGGAAACAAAUGAAUUAUCUUUACUUUCAGAGAAAGGAUUUGCCAUGAUUGUGCUGAUCUUAAGCAACCAUUGUCUUUAAAAAAAAAAUUAAAAUAUAUGAGUUUUGAUCAAAUUAACAUUUGUUUAAACAGUGGAGAGCGUUGUCUAAAGCUGAAAAAGAUGUGUUUGAAGAGAAAGCCCGUAAGAUAGCAGAGGAUAUGAAUGCUAAGCACGUGGAAGCAGACAAAGCAGUAGUUGACCCUGUGCGAUCUCAGAGCCCCUGGUCAGAUUUUGGAGGUGAGACUAACAGCAUCAGUGUUUUAAAUGUGUAUGAAAAGCAUUGCACUUGCUUUUGUAAUGCUUUUAAUUAAGGGGAGAGACCGGAUAUUUUUUUUAAAGCUUUCCUUAAUUUUCAAAAUCUAUAAAUUCUGUUGUGCAAUCAUUUCUAUUAUUUAUUCUUUAAAUAUUUCCAUAUGAAAUUAUUUUUACCAAACUGUAAAAUUAAAAUCAUAGAAUCACUUUCAAGAACAUUGCUUUCUACAAAGGGAUGUGAAAAUUAUUACAUCAUAUUGCUUUCUCUCAAAUGACAGUGUUAGAAUUGCUUUUUUUUUUUCUCCUCCUCAAUGAAAAAUUAUAUCUCUCUUGAGAGUUUUGAAGAAAAUUUUAAGAAGGAUAGAUAACUCAAGCUGAUUACUUUGAAUUUUAUUGACUUCCCCAGCUCUUAAUGUUGCUUUCUUGCAUGACUUGUUUUUGGUCUUUUUUUAUAUUAUUCAUCUGUUUUUUGUUUUCUAUUUUAAUUUUUGUUUUGUCACUUUGUUUUUUUCUUCCCCCUACUUUUCCCUGUUUUGUAGCUGCCCCAGCCACCCCUGUUCACCCUCAACAUCAGGCUAACCAGCCAGGGUUCCCGAGCUUUGCCCUUGGUCCCAUGACCCCAGCAGGUGAGAUUAAAUGCAUUAUGUACAGUUCUCAAUGUUGCAAACUUUGAAAAUAUAAGACUACAGUUUACUCCUGAUACGUCAAAUUAGAAUAAACCAUAUUAUUUUAAAGCCAUGGCUUAUUUUGUGUUUUCAAAUUCAAUCCAUCGUUGAAAAAGUAAAACUUUAGGUAGCUUACAACAAUUCUUUAUGUUAAUACCAUUUUGAUUCAUUUAGAGUUAUCAACAUUAAUUGAAAUUACUGUUACCUAACCCAACCUAGCUUUAUUAGUGUAAUGCUGCUAUACUCUCUCAUUUCUAAGAAGUCUCUGAACCCGGCCUGGUUUGCAUGAUCUUAAUCCCCUGAUAUUGUUGUCUUGAUGUUGUAUACAAAGGUUCACUGGGCUCUGUAAAUGUUAACAUUUUCAUGCAAUAUUUGUGUGCUGCUCAAUUAAGUGUAUUUUUUUAUACAAAGACAUCAAAAAGCUCUGUAGACUCUUAUAUAUUUUUGCACUUGACAAACUGCAAUUUCCUUGUGGUCCUUUGGGAUCUGAUAAAAUUUAUAUUGUCUCCAGAAAGUAUUUAUUGUUCAAGAAUAUUUUUGUCCGACUGAUGUUUAUGAACUGAAAAGGGUACUGUCAUUUUUAGCAUAAGUUGAUAUAGAAAAGAUCUUUUGUGUUGAGUUGAUUUCAUGAAUGAAAAGAUCACCUUUAAUAAUUGAUGAUAAACUAAAGAGCCAUUAAAAUUUUAAUUAAUUAGACACGAACAAUUUGUGUCAAUAUAACAAUAUAUGUUAAGCUUUAAUAAUAAUUUCAUAUAAUACACAAGUAAACGUUUCGGCACAUGCCUUCAUCAGUAUAAAGACAAAAAAUUUUAAUUAGCAUAAAUUAAAUUUACAUAAUAAAUAUAUAUACAUAUAUCCUACCUAAAAAAAAAAGAGAAAAAAUAGGAGUGGGUGCAAAAAUCCAGACAGAAACAAAGUAAAGAAGAAUGGAAAGGAAGGGAUUUGAAGUAAAAUGUAAAAAACCAAACAGGAAAAAGACAAGGCAGCUACGUAAAAUUGUGGAUUUGGUUUAUUCCGUAGGGAGUCAACGUACCAAAUCUUAUUCAUUUAUUCUCCAUAUAGAUCCUAUCCGGUGUGUUACUAGUAUACAGUAUAAAAUUCCAUCAUGGUUAGUACUAUUGAAAUGUUUGGAGACUGGAGAGAGAGCUUGUUUAUUUAUGUUAUAGAGGUGUUCUCUAAACCGAUCUCCAAGGCGACUACCUGUCUUUCCUACGUAUAAUUUACCGCACUUUUUACAAAGGAUGGUGUAAAUCAUGUUGUGACUUGUCCAGGUAAAGCCAUCUUUUAUUUGAAUAUUUCCGGAGGGAAAGUAAUCUUAUUAACUUCAAUCACAUAGGGACAUGUGUUACAACGGCUACGGUUGCAACUUUUGGUGCCAUUAUGUGCUUUAAUAGCAGGGAGGUGGCUUUUAACUAGCAUGUCCCUAAGGCUCCUGUCCCUCCGGAAAGUGAAAAUAGGAGGUUUUCUGAAAAUGUCAUUGGUGACAGGGUCUGCCAUAAGAAUUGAGCGGUUUUUCAGAACCAGAAAACGAGCUUUAAGGUUGUGGGGAUGAAAAGUUAAAAUAAAUUUAGACCUAUCCCUAGUGUCAGAAUAAGUAGCUUUAAAAGAAUCCUGUCUAGUCAUACCUUUAACUCGAGUGACAUUAAAAUUUAAAAACAAUUUCUCUAAAAUUCCUUUAGCAAAAAGUUUUUUAAGCUACAUAUUAAAAAAAUAACAACCUUUGUUUUGGAAAAGAAUACACCCAAUUUAAAAUAUUGAAUUAAAUAAGAAAACAUGAAAUUUUUAAUAUAUAUUGUUUUUCUGGGGAAGUAUUAUCAAAUUAGCCGGUGGAAAUAUUCAUGAAAUGUACUUAUUAAUUAAGUGAAUUUCUUUCUCUCCAUCUAUAAAGUUAUGUUUCUGGCGUAAGUGUAAUUUGAAAAUGCAUUUUAAAAAAGUACAGCAUGCAACAUUAACAUUUCAGGCCCCUACAAUGGAAGUCCACUGGCUCAGUCUGGUAUGGCCAAUGGAAUGCUGUACUCACCACAAGGAUACCCCUCUCCUUUACCACUGAUUAAUGGCCAUAGCCCUUACUUAAUGGGUCAGCAAUUCUCCUAUAAUACCAGCAGCACUUUAUAUAAACCUUUAUAUAAUCCAUGCUUCUCCCAAACUCUGGGAGAUACACCCCAAAUAUCUUGCUCAAAUGUAUCCGCAUUUAAUCAGCAUGAAGGUAUUGUCUCUUGUAUGCAACUCUAGAAUAGAUGCUUUACUCGUUCUGCUUCUCGUAUUGCCAGAGAAACUUGCCUCUAGUCAUUUUUUUAAAAAGAUGUGACAUCAUUAGUACUACUUCCUUUCUGUUAAUUAUUUCAAGAUUUUUACAUUUUACGCCUUUAAUAACUUUAAAAAAAAUAAUAACAUGGGGACAUAAUAAAUAUAAAAAGAUUUUUAGCUUAUAAACAUCCCAAAACAAAUCAUAUUUUUAAACUAUCAAUAUCUUGCAACAUUAACAACAAAAUUAUUAAAAGUUUUCAAAUUUGCAGCUUAGAAUUUAUUUGUUAUAAAAAAAAGGUUAAAUUACUUAUCCUUUUCAAUGUUUGUCAGUUGAUUUCUCACAGUGAGAAGCAUCUUCAAUAUUAAUCUUCAAAUUGGACCAUAAUCAUAUGAAGCUACCUUUUUACUUAUUUUUUAAAAUAAUAAUCAUUUGCAUUUAUCAAAUCAUUGUUAUACGUCACAAAUGAUUCUAUGUGUAAUUAAAUAGCUUUUCCAAUUACAUUUCUCAAUAUAUUUUCCUUCCAUCACCACAGAUGGCAGGUAAGGUCUAGUAUAAAAUACAUAUAAGCAUUGUCAAGGUUGAUACAAAAACUCUUUAUAGAAAUGUUUCCAAGAUAUUAGACUGCCCAGUUUAUGGAAAGUUUACGCUUUUACAUGUUACCUAGUCUAUGCAUAGUCAUCUAUUCACAAAGUAACAAACUUUAGUUCAGAAGUAAAACAAUUCUGGUUUACAUGACAAUCUCGUUAAAAGGAAAUGUUCAGCCAUCAUUCCUAAUUUUUCCCACAUAAGUUCUAUUGAUUUCUUAUGUUGACAUUAAAGCAAGCUUUAACAAUGUAUUUAAACCAUUUCUACUAAUUCAAUGGUAAAAAGCUCUGUCUCCAGAUAUAACACAGUAUAACAAUACAGAUCUCUUUCACUUUAUUUAGGUUAUUCACAUUGUUAAAAAUAGAAAAUAUUUACAAUAUAUUCUUUUUAUUUGUAAACUUGACUCUUUAGUCUGAUAUUUAACAUGUAUCACCAAACAGUGUUUCUGGUAAUUAUGAGUAAAUAAUUUCAAGGUAAAAUUUAUAAUCUGUAAAUGUACAACUUCCCUUUGAUAUAAACUGACUUAAAAUGUUAAAAUGAGUUUUAGCGCAAAAUUAGUACUUUCCUGGAAUUAAAUGGUUAGAGAGAAAAUGUAAUUUUUAUCAAGACCAGGAAGUAAGCUGGGAUCAUCAGAGAACCCAUAGGUUUUAUUGAAAAAUGAAGAGGGCCUGUUAGACUGCAUCAUUUCUAUGCCUGCUUUAAGCAUACUAAAAGCUUUUUAACUCAAAUUUAGUUACAGCAACAAAACUAUUGCAUUUCAUACACACAAAGUAUGCUUUAAUGAUAGUCAACUUUGCUUAAAAAUUAAAGACAUGCUCCUGGGACUUGAGAGAAUAAGCUUAUUUCAAAUUAUGUAGGAUGAUUUAAAAUAAUGUAUUGGGUGUCGGCCCAUUUCAUUUUGUUAUAAUAAUGUUUGAUUAUUUUACAAUGCCUAAUGCAAAGAUUAUUUUUGCAAUGCCUCAUUCAGAAAUUAUUUUACAGCAUUAAAAAAAAAAUACACUGACAAAAUGUAAAGGUGAUCUUUUGCAAAUUAUAUCCAAAAAUAUCAGCUUCAACAUUAUAUGCUUGCUUAACAUUAAAAUAAUGUUUUUUAUUUUUUUAUUAAAAAAAUAGAUUGGCAAUAAUAAACCUUUGCUGAGAGCUUCUGCUUCUUUAACACAAGUUUCAUAACAAAAAUAUAAAAACCAAGUGUUUAUGUCACAACAUCUGAUCUUAGCACAAGCAGUUAUUCUUCUCUGAUCAAUAGUUUAUCUCUGUGUUGAAUAAUAAGUCAAGUAGUUAUUUUGUGCCAUUUGGCUACCGAUAAUGAAACAUGUAAAUAUUAGUUUUAUGGCAGUGGAAUAUCUGAACCAUUUAUUUAAUGUAUUCAUGGCUGCAACCAAAUUUAUAAUUCACAUUGACCAGGUCAACCUAAUGGUCCACAACAGUGCCCUCCCUCGCCAAUGUUUGUUUCCGUCCCACCCAGAACGCAGAAGCUGAUGCAUUCUGAAACUUACAUCAGGUUUGAAAUUAAUUAUUAUUAAACUUGGAGUUUCAAAAUAGAUAGUACCUGAUACAAAUUCAGUUAAUUUGUCUCAUUUCAAUUUUAAAAUAAACAUGUGAUAUUAUUUUUCCAUUAGGGUGAUUAUUUAGUUUUAUUGUAUCUUCCAGAUACAUCGAAGGCCUCACCUCCGAAUCUCACACCAUAUCGAACUGGGACAGAACAUUGUCAGCAACACAAGAGAAUACACCUGCCAUAAAUGAGGCCAGUCUACCUGGACAGUGGUUAGCUCAAGCAGCCGGUUGUCAUGGAAGCAUCACCAGUGCUUUAUGGGCUCUCCGUGAUUUCAUGCUGAAAGAUGCCCUAAACAUUGCUAGGACAGUUCCAUUUGAUGACCUGUGAUCUUUUUCUCUAAGAACCUAUUUGGUUGCAAUAAAUAAAAUAUAAUGUAUUUCAGUAGAUUCUAAAGUAUUUAUGUCAUUCGAAGUUUAGCAAAAACAUCCCUUCCUGAAAUAUUGCAUUUGCAGGUCAAUCCAGACAUCUUAUUUUAUUUAAGAAUAGUGUUUUCCUUCUUUUCUUUUUUUUUAAUGUCAGGAUAUGUGGCUUUCAUGUAAUGCCCUGCUUCCAAAUAUUUUUUUAAUGAAAAAAACAGGCAUUAUAGUGUAAAAAUUAUAAACGAAUCCAGCGUGUCCAUCAUUAGAAUAUUUUAUAAUUAGGGCAUUAUUUUUUUACACAAAUAUUGUAAAUAAACAUUUAAGAAAUUUGAGAGGUCAAAGCAUUUGAAUAUUAUAAAACAUUUUCAUGUGCAUGCUGGAGUAUGGAAUUGUUCUUUGAAAAACAUUCAACAAAUGCAUCUUUUUCCCAUAUUUCUCUUAUUUUUGUUGAUUACAUACAAUCUGGUAAAGUUUAAAAAUUCAUAAAUUACACAUAAAAAUGAAUGCAUUUGUAUGUCAUCUCUAACAGAAAUUGCACCUGUAAUUGGUGCAACAUUAAUAAAAAUCAAAUGCAUUUCCAUAUGAAUGCAGUCAGGCAGCAAUCAUCUUUAACAUAACCAUUCACAUGUCAUCUUAUCUCACACAACAAUAUUUAAUUUUAUGUAAAUAGCUGCAGUUUUAAUUUAUAACUGUUUUCAUAUCCAAAGUCUUAAAGUCUUGAUGUUGGCUAUAUAGAUUUUGAGGUUUUCUUGCUUAUUUAACUAUUUAUUUGUUAAAAUUAAGUGCUCACUUUGAAAACCAGGCUCUCUUUCACACUUGGACAUAUGAAAAAACAACAAAUAAAAACUGUCACUUCCAAUUAUAUGUCGUAUUUAUUUCACCUUUGCAUAGAAUCUCAUUAAUUGCAUAUUUAUAUUUGAAAUUUAGUAAUCUACUAUAACAACAUUACUUGAUUCUUUGCUAUACAGUUUCUGCUCCCAAAAAAAUGUUGGGCUCUUAGUUGGGCAUACAGUUACAGCACCUCAAAUUUCUGCUGGCUACAAGAUUGUGAUGGCAUGGUUGUAGGUAAAUUGUUAGGCUUGCCUGAAGUGUGACUUUUCUAGAAAAAUUAUGAGAAAGCUAUUGUACUAUUUCUCUUUUACCCCUCUUAAAUAUAAGUUUGUGAACAACUGUACUAUUGGGUAUUUUAAUGUUUAAAUAUUAGUAAUAAAUAACUCACAAAUACAUAUUGCAUUUUUUUGUCAACCCGUGAUCUUGUUUCAUAUAGUUGUGCCUUUUCCCCUUCACAAACAUCAUUACUCAACAGCCCAUAUUUCUUUAAUUUAACCUGCAUUAAAAAUUUAUGGGAUAGGUGAUUACUUAUGUAAAUACACAACUUGAUUUUUGUAUUUUUUUUUAUUUAUUAAAUUUGCGGUCAGAUUAGUCCAGUCUUUGGGUGUGUGACAUUACAUUUUAGAAGAAAUAUUCUUAAGAAGUUUUUAUUAUAUUACCAAAGCUAGAUUUUGUCAAGUACCAGUACUCUACUUCCAAUUUUAAAUACUUGUCAUUUUACAAAAAUCAUGUUUUAAACUUCUUUCUGUUUAAAAAUCAGAAAUUGAAACUUUAUUAGUGUAAUAGCUCUAACCAAGACACCAUAUCUUUUGCAUGAGGAAGCCUAGAGCAUUGCAAGUCAAGAGUCUAGAGAACAGGUCUACCAAUAUAAGCAACCAAUCGAUAUAAUAUUUGAAGUAUUACUGUGUUAUGGUCCUUGGAUUUGGGAAAAGGGAGGCUGAUGAUCUACCUCGGCACACAAAAAUGAGAAGCACUGGUUUAUAGGUGUAUCUAGAAAUCUAACUUAACUUCAAAGUUCUUUCUCUGCUUUUCUUUCACAUAUAUAGGAUGAAAUUUACAUCUUCAACAGAUAAUCUUUUAAAAUGUUGAGCCUUCAAAGACUAUUAAGAGUGUAUUGUACUUUUUAGUGUAUGUCAUCCACCAAUUAGUAACGUUUUAUUUUAUUUUUGCCAUGUAAAGUUCACAUUUGUUUUGUUAAAUCUCCUUUUUUAAUACACAAUCGAAAUUCUGCCAUAUACUUUUUCAUCUUUUAGACCAGUUCUAUUCUCUACCAUAAUUAUUAUGGCCUGAAGUAUAUAAACUAACCCGAAUAAUUUGAAGUUUCUUUUAAAAACAAUUUUUGCAUACCAAAGAAACAUCUGAAUACAAGUUUUGACCAUAUCCCCUCCAUUGAAAAUAAUUUCUUUAAAAUUUGAUGUCAAAAUUAUACAAUUUAAUACUUAACUUUCAUUUACUAAUCAUGUCCUUCCCUUUUUUGAUUUUUCUUUUUAGCCUAAGUUCUGGUAUUGCUAUUUAGAACACUUAUGUUUCUAAAUUUUUAUUUAAAUGGGAGCUAAUCGAAGCAAGAUCCUGAAUGGGCAUUAUUUCAUAACAGUUAAACAAUAUGUAUUCUUAUUUAUAGGUAGCCAACAAAAAAAAGAAGACAAGGCAAUUAUAAUCAUCAUAAAUAGGUAUUCCUUGUUUAUUAUUAUGGAUAACUGUUGUGUUAAUAAUAUUUUUUUUAUAUUUUUAUUAUGUCUCUGUUCACUUUUAAUAUAAUUUUUUAUGUGGAAUUUGUUAUACUCACC